Messenger RNA from Naegleria fowleri, 1683 nucleotides. RefSeq lists its product as uncharacterized. The record is from RefSeq and is a predicted model, not a curated record. The transcript is spliced from 2 exons. Lineage: Eukaryota; Heterolobosea; Eutetramitea; Acrasida; Naegleriidae. Bases 1 to 1683 code for a protein of 560 amino acids.
AUGUCACCUCCCUCUGAAAUUCAUCAAUCCUCAUCCAUCGAAUUACAAGAAGCAAAUCACACCUCUGCCAUCCAUUCACCACAACAAUCACUACCCUCACAACCAUCAUCACCACAACCACAACAACAACCAUCUUCCACUUCUCCUCCUCGACAACAUGAUCAUUCCAUUCCAUCGGCGAAAAACAUCUCCGUUUUCUCCUCUCCGCUCCGAAUUCGGACUUGCUUUGGUGUGGUGGAAUUGUCAUGGAUGCGCCUUCUUUCCUUACUCUCUCUCGUGGUGAAUGUGGUGGCAUUUAUCAUCUUGUUGGCACUUAUUAUUUGGAGUUACGCUGCAUUUCAAGAUUUGGAUACUUCCACCAUUGAAUAUACUGUGAUGGCAAGAUUGUAUCGAGAACGAUUGUCCUAUAGUUCGAAAACAGCUGCUCUCUAUUCGGCAUGCUUGGCCUCGUUGAAUGUUUCGGUCGUGACACCUCCGACAUCGGGAACCACAUCGGGAUCCGGAACCGGAACCGGAACCGGGCCUUGCCGAAAGAGAUGUAGGGGUAGAUCAACCGCAGAACAACUCGGAAUCCAAGCCACGAAUACUUCUCAACUUUCGACAACACAGGCGGCCAAUUACGACUUGUACGUCUCUCAAGAGGCCUACACCUUUUACAACACCACUCUCCUCUACAAUCAAACCAUUUCGAAAUUACUUUCGGACUUGAGUGAUCACGAAAUUCAAGCGCUUAAUUUAACUCGACUCGAUUCGAUCGAUUCCUCCAUUCAGUUCGAAGCUCAAGCGGUCAAUCUUGCACUCAAACACAACGGAACGCAAGCCCUCAAAGUUCUAUUUUCAGAUCCGACCUAUCAGACCAAACAAGCUCAAUUUUUACAACAAGUGUUGGACCCAGUUGCGUUUUAUGUGAGUGACAAACAAAAUUCGAUUGCAUUUGUGUUAAAAGUUCAGACCGUGGUGAGUUUGGUGGUGAUUUUGGCAGCUGUGAGUAUUGUGAUUCCAGUGGUGAUUGCAACGUUGGUGUGUGCUUUGAAUCGAGAUGCCAUUCAACUUGAGAGAUUGAGAAAGGCGAAUGCGUUGAUGGCUAUUGAUACCAUGAGGGAUCCUCAAUUGAGAAAGUUAUUUAAGGCACAUUGUGAAAAAGAAUUUUCUGUUGAAAACUUUUUAGUAUUGGAAAAGAUUGGUCAAUACAAGGAAUUGGCUGCAAAAAGUAUAGAAAUCAAAAUGUUCCUCUAUGAUGAUACAAAAUCCACACUCUCCGAUGACACUGACAUUAGUGAGGCCAAUUCUGAAUAUUCCGCCAUGAGUAGUGCUUCCACAAAAAAGCCCAAAAAAGAUUCUACAUCCAAAAAACCCUACACCGAAGCAGAUUUAAUGUCCUACGAAAAGAAAAAGUUCGAAUUGGCAAAGGAAAUAUACAAUGAAUUUUUGGACAUGAACGGAAGCAUGACUGUCAACCUGUCAAAGAAAAAGACUGACGUUAUUAAGCAUAAAAUUGAGGAAUGUGCAAACAGCGCCUUUCCCUUGUUGGAGGAUGAUCUAUUUGAUAGUAUCGAACGUGAAAUUGCUCAAUUAAUGUUGGACACUCAUCGAAGAUUUAAGGAAAGUCUUGCAUUCAAAAAGCAAAUGAAAAUUGAUAAUAUCAAUACACGAAUCAAGAAUGCUGCCUCACAGACAAAAUAA